Messenger RNA from Candida dubliniensis CD36, 1629 nucleotides. The record is from the annotation of a RefSeq genome assembly. Lineage: Eukaryota; Fungi; Ascomycota; Pichiomycetes; Serinales; Debaryomycetaceae.
AUGGUAACAUACGUGAAAAACAUCGGAGCAAGCCAAUGGCCUGCAAUGUUGAAUAGAUUAGAGGGCGCCACUGAGGCGUUCAUCAGAGAAUGUGUCUCCGACAUGGGGACAAACAAAUUCACGGGGUACCAUACCCUUUUGGAAACGGAAGACUCCUUUGGGGAGGCUUUCGACAAACAUGGGGCCAUCCAGGCCCACUUGGAUACUACUAUCCCACAAUUAAUUAGCAGAGAAGGUGGUGAGUCCGACAUGGACAAAGCAAUGUUGUAUAUUGCUAAAGAAGACAACUGCAGGGUCAAUUAAAUGAAUGAUGAAACCUACAGGGUCGAAUACCACGACAUAGUUCAAGAAUCCAACGAAUUAUUUCCAAAACUCGACACUCAAACGGUUGUCGAACACUUUAUUAAAAAAUACCCAAUGAUUGAAACCGAAAAAGGACCAAUCAAAUUAACUAUCCAAAACAUUCAACAUGAUAAUAUCGGUAUUUUCCGUUUAAGUCACGGAGUUACAGACUGGCAAGUAGAAAGAUACAUUGAAUCAUUUUUCAACAACAAAAGCAAAAAGUGGAGAUCAACAUUAAAGCUGAGAGCCAAUAUACCAGUUAAAGAAGGGGAGGAUAUAGACUUUACAGUCUUGAAAAGUUGCAAAAACGAAGCAGUUAAAGGAAGUACUAAGGCAAGAUACGGGGAGUCCACCGCAUCAUUCUUUAUGAUUGGUUGGUCAGGGAACCGGAUGCCAAAAAAGACAAGGUACUUUUAGAAAACCAGGAGAUUAGACCUUGCUUCUACGGCUAAAUUCUGCACCACUUGUCGUACCUUAGGUCACACAAGAUGGACAUGCACUUAUGGAAACCACUGCUGCCGUUGCAAUGAGAACUCCCACUCCACCGGUGGUCACUUUGCCUACAUAGAGGCACAAGAGGCCAAGGUAGCAAAGACCACCGGUUAUACACUCAUAUCAAAAAAUAAAAAAAAGAGGAGGGUCCAGAUCCCUGGAUACCCACCAAAAAAUCCACCGGCCAAUCAAGGCCAAACUAUUUCAACCGAUCAAGGGACCACUAAAAACUUACCAGCCGACCAAGGCCCAACUACUCCAGCCGAACAAGGCAAAACUACUUCUGCCGAACCUGAAAAGGUUCAAAACUCAAGUGAAAUCACUGCCCCAACAGAACCUGUCUCCCAAGAUGGUGUUCAAACUCCCAGUGAAAACACUUACCCAUUUAAAACUGUUGUUACAAACAGGAUUCCAACCAUCAGUGAACACACUGAACCGGUCGUUGAAGGCCUUAACAAAAUAAACUACACCAACAACUCCACUGUCACCACACCAAAACCAGCAAAACCAUUGGAAAGUGUGUGGAUGAACGAAACCUCUAAGGAGGAUGAAGAGACAACUAUCUUGGAAGAAAGAAAAGUCCCAAGAAUAAGAAAACCAACACAAAACCCAGUAUCUAUGUCUUCUGAAGAAGAUGAUGAAAAUGAUGCUGAUUAUACUGAUGAAACCAUGGAUGAAGUUUCUGAACAAGAUUCAGAAGAUGAUAACAUGGAAACAGAAGAUUACCAAGAUGGAAUUACUAAUGUUGUUGUACCAGAAGCAACAAUCAACCAUCUACCGCUACCCGCGCAUUUU